Molecule: messenger RNA, 1665 nt
Organism: Episyrphus balteatus (marmalade hoverfly)
Lineage: Eukaryota; Metazoa; Arthropoda; Insecta; Diptera; Syrphidae
Gene: Sar1
Product: GTP-binding protein SAR1
Exons: 6
Coding region: 272-853 (193 amino acids)
Biological process (GO): vesicle organization; endoplasmic reticulum to Golgi vesicle-mediated transport; intracellular protein transport
Cellular component (GO): COPII vesicle coat; endoplasmic reticulum exit site
Molecular function (GO): GTPase activity; GTP binding
Source: RefSeq, a predicted model, not a curated record
CAAAAAUCCAGCGGAGAAUCAAAAAGUGCAAAAAAGAACUCCACACCAAUAAUUUCUCAGUUUUUUUUUAAUCAUUAUUUUUCAAGUGUUAAUAAAAUAUUAUAAAAUAAAAAAAAACAUAAUUUAUUUAUAAUAUUCCACACACAAUAUAAAUAAAUUAUUGAAAAAGAAUUACAACGUCCAGUUUUGUUUGUUAAUUUUUAUUAAUUUGGUCAUCAAAACCAACAAGAAAUAGAUAAAUAUUGAAUAAAAAAAAAAUAAUUAAAAAAACAUGUUCAUCUGGGAUUGGUUCACUGGUGUUCUUGGAUACUUGGGUCUAUGGAAAAAGUCAGGAAAACUUUUAUUCCUUGGAUUGGACAAUGCAGGAAAAACAACGCUGUUGCAUAUGUUGAAAGAUGACAAAUUAGCACAGCAUGUUCCAACAUUGCAUCCUACUUCUGAAGAAUUGUCCAUUGGUAAUAUGCGAUUCACAACAUUCGACUUGGGAGGUCACACUCAAGCACGUCGCGUGUGGAAAGAUUACUUCCCAGCAGUAGAUGCUAUCGUUUUCUUAAUCGAUGCCUGGGAUCGUACACGUUUCCAAGAAAGUAAAAAUGAAUUGGAUUCCCUGCUAACAGAUGAGGCUCUCUCAAACUGCCCCAUUUUGAUUCUCGGCAACAAAAUCGACAAGCCCGGUGCUGCCAGUGAAGAUGAAUUGAGAAAUGAUUUUGGUCUCUACAGGCUUACCACAGGAAAGGGUAAGGUAGCUCGAUCAGAACUACCCGGUCGUCCAUUAGAAUUAUUUAUGUGCUCAGUGUUAAAAAGACAAGGCUAUGGCGAAGGAUUCCGUUGGUUAGCGCAGUAUAUCGAUUAAUCGCCAUAUAGGAAACAAACAAAAAAUUAUAUAUAAAAUUGUAAAUUUAAAACAAACAAAAAAAAAUCUUGUAUUAAAACGAAAAGAAGAAGGCAAAGAGCAAAGAAAAGAAAAGCCUCGUUUUUUGCAUUGUAAAAAUAAGGGGUCUCAAUACGUAAAACUAAAACAAUCGAGUGAUAUCGUUUUGACAAAUAGAUAACCCUAUCACAGUUAGGGACAAUUAUCAGCAAAACUAUAUCGUUCGAUUGUUUUUUUAUUUUUAUGUAAUGAAGCCCAAUUUACAAUUUACCUUAAGAAGUGAUUUGUAAUCCAAUAUAAUAUUAAAAUUUUAGGCGCGUUCUUGAAUAGCCCAUUUAAAAGUUGCGUUUUGGCAAAUCCUUUGAGUGUUCAAGCAAUAUUUUACUUGCACAUUUCAAGACUGUUAAAAACGUAACUCGUAAGUGAUAUUCAGGAAAAAAACAACAAGAAAAAAAUAACAGGAAACUCUUUUUAAAAUUUAUUAUUUAUUUUAUCCAAUUGCUCUAUCUCUUACACACAAUUUUCAAUAAAAACUUAGAAUUGAUCCGUUAAUGUUAAAUUUCGGUACAUAAAACAGAAAGUCAUUUACUGUGAUUUAUCGAAAAUAAAUUUUUUUUUAUAAAUAAUCAUUAUUAUGUAAUAACAUUUUUUGUUUUGCAAUAAUUAUUAUGUUAUAAAAAAAAAAAAUAGAUUUGUAUUUUAAGUUUAAACUGGAAGUAGAUUGCGCAUGGUUGCAUAAAAUUUAAAGACAUCAACAAUAUAUUCACACAAAGUAAUUAAACAAAAAACAAAAC